AUGCAAGAACAUAUGGUGACACCACUGGUGGAAACGUGCAGCAGCAAGUCCUGGGUGGGACUGAAACUGGAGCUGCUGGAGGCCAGGGCUGAGAUCCACCGGGAGUCAGGGACAUCUCUGUCACCAGCUGCUGCCUCUGAGCAAGACUUCUACGUGGACCAUGAGCUCAAGUUAUGGAAAGGCUCCGGUGAGGCACCGGCAGCAGCCCCUGGCCCCAGCGAGGAGCCACCGUGGGCAUCCGAAAUAGUGAAGAAGGUGCAGGACUUCUUCAGGGAGCAGGACAAGGACCAGGAAGGGUUUGUCACCCGCUCGGACAUGAAGAAAUUGCAGGAGGAGGAUUUCCCGUGCAGCAUGGAGGAGCUGGAGCUCGUCUUCGAUGGGCUGGAUGCUGCCGGCACCGGGCGGUUAAGCACUGAGGAGUUCACUGCCGGGCUCUGUAAGUGCCGGGACGCUGCUUCCAAGCAGCCCGGGCUGAUCCUGGACACGGCCCUGGUGCUUUCCCAGGGGGGAACUGAAACUCUUCCACGGCAGUUCCUGAACUCCCAAAAAGCUGCCAGGGACCACCGCCGGCGGAAAACAGCAUCCCGGAGGGUCCGCUUGGUCCUGCCCAGCCCAACGUUGGAGGGGGCAGACAGCGAGGAGCGGAGACACUUUGCUGCCUUCAUGGACCAACUGGGCACGGACAACAUCUCUGAAGAACAGGAGAUCUGGCAGCUCUGGGUGAAGCUCCGGCAGGAUGAACCCCAGCUCCUGGGCAACCUGGAGGACUUUCUAGCCAAGAUGAGGCACCGCAUCCAAGAAGCCAGGAGUAAGAAGGAGGCUUUGGAGGUGACUCUCAACAAGCGUGUGGCUGAGCAUGACAAGGACGUGCAGCAGCUCUGCGAGGCCCUGGAGCAGCAGAUCGAGCAGGAGCAGCAGCGGCUGCACGUGGCCCGGAGCCACCAGCACAGCGUGGAGCUGCAGCGAGCGCUGGAUGCCAGCGAGAGGGAGGUGCAGCGUUUGGUCACGGCGCAGAUGGAGCUGGAGAUGCGGUGCCGCAGCCUCCGCAGCACGCAACAAGCCGCCAGCACCGAAAACCGGCAGCUGGAGGAGAGCAACCGGGUGCUGGAGGACCGCCUGCAGCACCUCCACCAGCAGCUCCAGCAGACCCACAGGCGCCUGCAGACAGCGAGGGCCGCGACGGUUUGGGAGCACAUGGAGGAGUCCGGGGACAGAGCGGGGGCAGAGCUGCCCGGCGAGACACCCCUGUCGCCACAGAUGAGUCCGGGGAAGAGUGAGAAGCACCUCUUGGAGAUGCAGAUCGGGCUCAGGUCCCAGAGCAGCGAGCCCAAGGCCAAGAGCAUCCACCAAGUGGUUUGGGAAAUGCCGCCUGCAGAAAUCAACCUUUUGGGACCCCCACCGAGAGCGAGCUCUGAGGAAGAGGACCCCUUCCCAGAAUUUCUGAAAGAGGAACACUUUUCCGACCAAAGCUCUUUGCUAAGAGAGAUGAAUGAUGCAAUAGCGGCUCUGAGCAAACAGCUGAAGCCACAGGCACCGAGUGUACCCCCAGAUGCUGCCCAUCACCCCCAGGACGAUGCUGAGCCCCAGAUGGGGCCGGAGGCAGCCGCAGCCCAUGGCACAACCCCCGGGGUCCUGCAAGAGACCCUUCCCGGCCACAUCGGUCACAAGCUGGUUGAAGGAGACCUGAAAGAGGGACCGGCCACGGCUGAGCUUCGUGCUCCAGAUGUGACACAGGCUGGUGCUGCUGUGGGAGCUGGGCACCACAGGGCUCAGGAACCAGGGGCGGAGCAGGGAGAGAGCCCGGAGGAGGCACGGAGGAUGUUAUUCCUGCAGGGAAAGGGUGCCGGUGUGAAGGAGCUGAUGCUAAAGGCGGCUGAGCAUCCGCAAGGAGCACCGGGAGAGAGCACGGAGGCAGGAGAGCAGGCGCUGAUGGAGGUGGAGGGAGAAGGAUGGAUGCAGGAAAAAACGGGUUGGGAAAAAGCACAGCCCCCAGGAGAAGCCGAGGAAGCGGCAUUAAGGCAGGGAGAAAAUCUGGAGGCAGGUCUGGGGCCGCCUGAGGCUGGGGACACGGGGCUAGCAGCGGGAUGGCAGCUUGCCACGGGUGAGCCUGGCCCGGCUGCCGUGCCGGGAGGGUGCCCACAGCCCCUGGGCGCAGGUCUGGGGGAAGAGGCUGACCCACCAUGGGGGCUCUCCGAGGAACUUGAGAUAAAGCCUGGAGAGUGCCUGGAGCCAGAGCCACCAUCCCGGGGUGAGGCACGAAUGGGAGCAGCCCAGGGUGAUGGUGACAGUCACCCCGAGGUGACAGUGGCUCCUGGCCCCACGGUGCUGGAGGAAGAGCACAUCGUUAGGGCCCAGGCACUGGAACUGGUGGAGUCAGAGGACUUCGAGGCAGAUGUGCAGCUGUGCGGGGGUGCCAGUCUUGAAACACCCCAGGGAGGGGGGGACAAUGCAGUCACGCAGCUCGUGGAGGAUAGUGAGGAGGGGGCACAAGGACAAAAUGAGCGUGAGCUGACACAGGAGCUUGUGCUUCACCCCCACGGAGUGACCAUCGGGCCGGGAGCGGGGGCUGGUGCAGGGGUGCAGCCACGGGAGGAGGCUGAAAGCCUGGGUGUGCUGGAGGAGCAGAGCACUGCUGCAAUGGCAGAGGUUGAUGAGCUCAAACUGACCCCAGGAGGGAGCACAGAGGCACAUCUGCAGCUCUCAAGUGAUGUCACCUCCCCAGGGACAGAGCAGGGAGGGACCCUGGAUCCAGAUGUUGAACCCCUGGAUCAGGUUGAUAAACCUGAGUUAGUGGAAAUGGUGGAGGCAGAGGACUUCCAGGCAGACAGGCAGCUGUGUGAGCAUCCCAGCCAAGGUACACCCCAGGGAGGGGAGGACAAUGCAGCCACACAGCGUGGGGAUGAGGAUGAGGAUGGGGCACAGGGGCAGGGUGAGCGUGAGCUGCCACACGAGCCUGUGCUUGAUCCGCAGGGAACGGGAAUUGGGCAGGGAGCGGGGGCUGAUGCAGGGGUGCAGCCAUGGGAGGAGGCUGAAAGCCUGGGUGUGCUGGAGGAGCAGAGCACUGCUGCAGAUGUGCAGCUAAUGGUGGAGGUUGACGAGCGCAAACUGACCCCAGGAGGGAGCACAGAGGCAGUACUGCAGCCCCUGAGCGCGGCUGGCUCCCCGGGGACAGGGCACGGAGCGAGCAUGGAUCCAGAUGCUGAACCCCUGGAUCAGGUUGAUGAACUCGAGUUAGUGGAAAUGGAGGCAGAGGACACACAGCUGUGUGAGCAUCUCAGCCAAGAAACCCUCCAGGAAUGGGGGGACAAUGCAGUCACGAAGCUCAUGGAGGACAGUGAGGAGGGGGCACAAGGACACGCCAAGCUCGUGUUGUAUCCUGAGCGUCCCGCUGCUGCUGAGGGUCCUGGUGUGGAAGCAAAGCUGGGAGCACUCACUGGUCCUGAUGAGCAGAUCCUAGAGGAUACCCAGCCACUGGAUUUACCACAGGGAGAGAGGGCUGCUGUAGAAGGGAGACCUCUGGAUGGAGCUCAAGGUCUGGAAGUGGUGCAGGGAGAGAUGCUGGAGGAAGGGGCCAGGAGUUUAGUCGAAGCUCAGAGUCUUGGGCUAAAGCAGGGCCAUGAUGAUGGGGCGUCUGCACUGGCCUCCCCGGUCUCCGAGGUGCCGUUACAAAUCAGCACGCUAAAGCUGGAAACGAUGAUGCAGGAGGAUGUUCUCGUUCCAGAUGUGCGGCGACUAGGCGCUUCGGGACAGGCAGCCCAAAGCGAGCUUCAGGAGCAGGUCUCAGCACAGGCAGUUAAGGUGAGGCUUCACACUGCUUCCCAACCGCCGGAGGACAAGCCACCGCAUGUGAUGGAAACAGAGCAGGUAGCUGCUGGACCUUCUGAGCCUCCACAACAAGAGGUGCCACCAGUGUCAACCCUUCAGACAAGGGUCCAACAGGAGAAAGAUGCUGGGAAUGAUCAGUUGGGGGUGGUCCUCGAAGACAGCUCACUGGGGGAUGCAGCCAACAGCAGCACGCAGCCUCAAAGGCAGCUCUUGGGAGAACAGAGAGAAGACCUCACUGUUGGUCAACAGGAGAAGCAGCAAGAGGUUGGGCAGAAAACAACCCAGAAAGGUGAGCCCAGCCCAGGAGAGCCAGGGACUGUGACUGCAGGUGGGGCAGGACCUGUCCCAAGGGGAUCUGCUGAAGCCUGCCUGGACCCAGACCACGUCUACAACGUGCUGUUUGUUGGGAACUCCCACGUGGGCAAAACAUCAUUCCUGUACCGGUUGCACGCCAACACCUUCAACCCACACCUCACCACCACAGUAGGGCUGGAUUAUCAGGUCACAACGCUCGUCGUGGACAACAAGUGCUUUGCUCUCCGUCUGUGGGACUCGGCUGGUACGGAAAGGUACCACAGCAUCGCCAAGCAGUUCUUCCGGAAGGCGGACGGGGUCGUGCUGAUGUACGAUAUCACGUCGGAGCACUCCUUCUCGGAUGUGUGGUACUGGCUGAGCUGCAUCCAGGAAGGAGCAAAAGACAGAGUUGCUAUUCUGCUUCUUGGGAACAAAACCGACUGCGCUGCAGAGAGACAGGUCCCCACCAAGGAGGGGGAACGCUUGGCCAAGGAGCAUCAGCUCAUGUUUUACGAAUGCAGUGCUGCCUCAGGCCACAACGUCUCCGAGUCCAUGGUCGGCUUGAUCAGGUUGCUCAAAGUUCAUGAAGAUGAAUUAAAAACUGAGGCAGAAGAGGUACCAAAGCCACCCCAGAAGAAAAAGGGCUGCUGCUAG
Messenger RNA from Charadrius vociferus (killdeer), 4773 nucleotides. It is a transcript of the gene RAB44, whose product is annotated as RAB44, member RAS oncogene family. The record is from RefSeq and is a predicted model, not a curated record. Gene Ontology annotation, molecular function: GTPase activity; calcium ion binding; GTP binding. The transcript has 19 exons. Lineage: Eukaryota; Metazoa; Chordata; Aves; Charadriiformes; Charadriidae. The coding region runs from base 1 to 4773 and encodes 1590 amino acids.